This is a messenger RNA of Cucurbita moschata (crookneck pumpkin), 1639 nucleotides long. Its product is annotated as peptidyl-tRNA hydrolase, chloroplastic-like. The transcript is spliced from 8 exons. NCBI's taxonomy places the organism in Eukaryota, Viridiplantae, Streptophyta, Magnoliopsida, Cucurbitales, Cucurbitaceae. Gene Ontology annotation, molecular function: peptidyl-tRNA hydrolase activity. Bases 110 to 931 code for a protein of 273 amino acids. The record is from RefSeq and is a predicted model, not a curated record.
UAUCAAACCAAAAUCACAGCCUCUUGUCUUGCCAUUGUUGUAUCUUCUUCACUUCACUCCUCUCCAGUUCUUCCCCUCCUCAAAUCAUUCAAGAAACGCCCCACCAGAUAUGAAUAUUGCUGCUUCUCUAUCUUCACUCGCCGCCCUGCGCCUUCCUGUUUGUCUCCAUUGUUUCCGAACCUUCAGAACACCCAUUUCCUUCCCUUCUCUAUCCUUAAAUCCCCCAAGUUUGCAUAUCUUUUCGUCGAUGACUUCUUCCUUUACUGCGUCCAUGUCUACUUCCUCACCUCUGGCCCCCGAUCUGCUUGCUGUGGAGGAGAACAAGCCCGCGCCGCCGCCCAAGCCAUGGCUGAUCGUUGGCCUUGGGAAUCCCGGGAAGAAGUAUGAACGCACGCGCCAUAAUGUAGGUUUUGAGAUGGUGGAUGCUGUUGCUGUGGUUGAAGGGAUAUCCAUGAGUAGUGCUUCCUUCAAAGCUCUGAUCGGGAAAGGUUUCAUCGGGGAUGUUCCUGUAAUGCUUGCCAAGCCACAAACUUUCAUGAAUGCAAGUGGUGAGUCUGUUGGUGCUAUUGUUUCCUACUAUAAAAUUCCAUUGAAGCAAGUCCUUGUGAUAUUCGAUGACUUAGAUUUGCCUUUUGCCAAAUUGCGGAUGCUGCCAAAGGGUGGCCAUGGAGGACAUAAUGGGAUGAGGAGUAUUAUUGAUCACUUGAAAGGCAGUCGUGAUUUCCCUCGGUUAAGAAUAGGCAUUGGGCGCCCUCCCGGGAAAAUGGAUGCUGCGAACUUUGUUAUGCGCCCCUUCAACAAACAAGAACGAGAAGAGUUGGAUUUUACAAUGCAAGUAGGAGUAGAUGCUAUACGGAUACUUUUGCUGGAGGGGUUUAACAAAAGUGCAACAUUUGUCAACACCAACAAACCUCUGGAACAAAUAGGCUGAAAACAUUCAUUAUUUAAACGUUUUUAUGGACUCUAAUAGGGCUCCCCCAUCCAUUUUAUUUACUGUAUCAAACUGCUUUAGAAACUGCUUUAUACACAGGCGGCAUUCGCUACCAGUUUCAACUCUUCUACCAACAUCCUUGAAAGCUUUGGAUAGGAUUAUGGGGGAGGAAGACAAGAGAAUGAGUGUAAUUUUUGAACCCCAUCAAUGUAAUCACAUCGUCUUUCUUAUUGAAGCCUCUCUCUCUGUCUCUUGAAUUGAAAUAUGUUAAGACAUAAAGUAGUGAUCUUUGAAGAGAUGAAUGAAGCCAAUAACCUCCCCCACCAUGCAGCAAAGAGACCGAUGAAAGUUGAGGACAGGAAUUGAUAGAAGGGAGCAAGCUGCCUCUACGGCUCUACCUAACUUGGAAUGCUUUAAUUAUCUCAUCUUGACAUCACCGAGGGAGGCUAUUCUUUGCCUGUCUUGUCAUCUUCUUCUCCUCUAUGCAUUUUCUCUGUAGUUUAACCAUUCGCGUCCUGUAUUCUUCAUGUUUGUCUUGCCUGUGUUUUCAGGUUUCUGGUGAAUGCCAUCCCUAUGGAAUUGCCUCAUACGUGGAUGAUUUCCUGCAGGUGGAUCCCACAUAAUUUUGAAUGUACGUCAUAUGCUUCAAAAACUAAUUAUUUCAUGGUAUUUGUGUUUAUUUAUUUAUUUUUAAAUUGAUUCCUACUA